Messenger RNA from Colletotrichum acutatum, 1458 nucleotides. RefSeq lists its product as uncharacterized. The record is from RefSeq and is a predicted model, not a curated record. The transcript has 4 exons. The coding region runs from base 1 to 1458 and encodes 485 amino acids. Lineage: Eukaryota; Fungi; Ascomycota; Sordariomycetes; Glomerellales; Glomerellaceae. Gene Ontology annotation, molecular function: FAD binding.
AUGGGACUUAAGAUAAUUAUUGUCGGCGGCAGCAUAUCCGGGCUGUCGCUUGCCAACAUGCUCGAACGAUUCGAUAUCGAAUAUAUUCUUCUGGAGCGGCAUAGCAUAAUCGCGCCUCAACUUGGAGCUAGCAUCGGUCUUCUUCCCAGCGGUCUGCGCAUUCUGGACCAAUUGGGCUGUUACGAGAAAAUUAGGAAGGCCGCCGGAGAUGUCUACUACCGCACCAGUAUGCGCUUGUUCAGCGGAAAGACUUGGACUGAUACGCAGCCUGUCUCUUUCUCACAACAGCUUGAAGAUAGACUUGGCUACCCUCAGAUAUUCAUCGACCGCAAAACCCUUCUACAUGUUCUUUUUGAUAAGCUCAUGUUCAAGGACCGAGUUUUGACCAACAAAAUGGUUGUAACUGUGGAUCUGUCGGGUGAACACGUCACUGUUCAUACACAAGAUGGCGCCGUCUACUCUGGGGACAUCGUUGUCGGAGCUGAUGGCGUCCACAGCGCGAUUAGAAGUGAGAUGUGGCGUCUUUCGCAAGAGUCCCGUUCUGGUCUGUUCAAAGCAGAUGCGAUUGACGGUCUGCAGUCGGAAUCAAAAUGCAUCUUUGGAAUAUCGAAACGACCUGCGGGAUUGACCGGCAAUGCAAUUCAAGUCAACUCGUUCUUCAAGAGCUGUAACUACAUGAUGUUAUCUGCCCCCGACAGCCGUCUGUACUGGUUUUUGUUCACAUCGUUGGACAGGACAUGUGGCAAAUCCAUUCCCAAGUUUACAAAGGAAGACGAGCGCGCUCUAGCAGAGAAUCACUUUGAUGAUCAGGUUACAGAGACAACUACAUUCGGUGAGAUAUACGCCCACAGACUGCACUCGACUCUGGUGGCCCUGGAGGAUCAUGUCUUUCCCCAAUGGCAUUUUCGGAGAAUCAUUACGAUCGGCGACGCCGCUCAUAAAGUCCAUCCCAUCAGUGCUCAAGGCGGCAAUGGCGCCAUGGAGACUGCCGCUGUUCUUGUGAACACACUCAGACGGAGGAUGGCCAAUCAAACGUCUAAAGAAAAUCUUAAUGAAGACGACAUCGAGUCUGUUUUUGCGGAAGUUCAGGCCAAACGCUUCAGCCGUGUUGAGGAUGCCGUCAAUCAGGGAUGCCGAACCACAGCAGCAUCUAUCAAAGAGACCUUCUUCUCUCGUCUUUUUGUGGAUUACUUCUUUCCAAGAUUUGGCCAAAGCUUAAUCUGGAGUCUGGUCAUAAAGAACACUGAGACAGGGCCAACCAUUGACGACAUUCCAAUCCCAGCAAGAUAUGAGAAGGCCAUUAUCCGCCACCGCGAAACCACAAACAAACGAAGCUGGUCUUUCUGGAGCCUCGUGACACUGGGUCCAUGCAUUCUUACUCUGCUUGCGUAUUCUACCAUCAGCUGGACAUGGUCGACUCAGCCAAUGAACAUCUACAGCAUGGACCUAAGGACCUGA